Fusarium subglutinans is the source of this 1623-nucleotide messenger RNA. Its product is annotated as sugar transporter (hexose transporter). The transcript has 4 exons. The record is from RefSeq and is a predicted model, not a curated record. Gene Ontology annotation, cellular component: membrane. Gene Ontology annotation, biological process: carbohydrate transport; transmembrane transport. NCBI's taxonomy places the organism in Eukaryota, Fungi, Ascomycota, Sordariomycetes, Hypocreales, Nectriaceae. Bases 1 to 1623 code for a protein of 540 amino acids. Gene Ontology annotation, molecular function: carbohydrate:proton symporter activity.
AUGGCCGUUGGCAAAGAACCCCAGGCUCUAGAUGCAACGAACAGCCAUCUUGAACUGAAAUCGGAGGAGUUUCAGAUCGAGAAUGCCCAAUCCAAGCUCACCACCAUUGACCUUGAGCAGAUGGCCAAAAAUGCCAUUACUUGGAAGUCCAAAGCCGCUUUUCGUUUGGCUAUUGUCAUUUUAAUCCAGGGCUUGAGCUGUGCUGCUUUUGCUAUUGACGGGAACGUCAUUGGCAGCAUCAAUGCCAUCCCCUCGUUUCGCGAACACUUUGACGUUGGUGUAAGCGGCGGCGGCCUUGGCAUCAUACUCGCUGCCAUGUCUAUUGGCAAUGCUGUGGCAAGUCCUUUCCAAUGGCUAGCAGACUGGAUCGGCCGACGUGGCGUGACCUUCCUUGGUAGCUCGAUUUUAGUCGUUGCUUGCGUUCUGCAGGCUGUUGCGCCCAACAGAGCCUGUCUUAUUGUAGGUCGUCUAUUCGCCGGUAUGGGAGCAUCCCUCUCAGCGACUUGUGGUCCGAUGUACAUGAGUGAAGUGGCCCCAGCUUGCUAUCGUGGGUUAGCUGUUGGUCUUUACUGUGCAUGCUACAGCAUUGGCUCUAUCGCCAUUGCAUGUAUCGUCUUGGGGGGCUCUUAUAUGGAAAAUAACUGGAGCUGGCGGUUACCACUGAUCAUUCAGAUUGUGCCGCCUCUUAUUAUCGCGCUUUUGGUCUACCCUUGUACCCCUGAGUCACCUCGGUAUCUCGUUGCUAAGAACAAGAUCGAUGAGGCUCGUCAGGUCAUUUCCCGUUAUCAGACUGUCUCCGGAAGUGUCGAUGACCCGGUUGUCAUAGCCGAGAUCCAACAGAUACAGGAUUCCAUGGAGCUUAUGACGAGUAAGCCCUGGGAUUUUAGAGUUCUUUGGACGACCAAAGCCUCCCGUCGCCGCCUUUGGAUUAUCUUCCUAUACAGUUUCUUUCAGCAAUGUAACGGCAGUGGUAUGCUCGGCUACUAUUUUGCUGGCAUCUUGACACUUGUCGGAAUCACCAACUCACAAAAGCAGCUCAGUAUCAACGUUGGUCUCACUGUCGCAUCUUAUUUGGCUACUCUGGCUGGUUCGAGCUUCAUUGAUAGAGUUACGAGGCGAUUCUUACUCAUCUUUUCGAUGUGUAUCUUUGUUUUUUUCCCGAGUCUCAUUUCUGUCACGGGUGGUUUAUAUGCAAACGGUAUUAGUGUGCAUUCGACCGGUAUUGCGACAGUGGCGUUCAUCUUUUUAUUCAACAUCUGCAAUGGACUUUUUGUUUUUGUUCUUCAUAACAUCUAUCCCAACGAGGUUUUGCACUACUCCCAGCGAGCAAAGGGCAUGGGAAUGUACUCAUUCUUCCUGAAUUGUUUCGGCUUUAUAAUGACAUAUGGCGUCUCCUACGCACUUCAGGCCUGGCAGUGGAAGAUUUACUUCCUUUUCAUUGGAAUCGAUCUUGUGUGCAUCUACCUUACUUGGCAAUUCUUUCCUGAGUUCAGUCAUCUUUCUUUGGAGGAGAUCGAUACUGUCUUUGAAACGCCUGGCGUAAACCCUGUCAAGAUGUCGAAGAAGUUACAGAUUGCAAAGAAGGAAAAGCGCAAAGAGGCUAACGAGAACACUUCAGCCUAG